Molecule: messenger RNA, 2528 nt
Organism: Bursaphelenchus okinawaensis
Lineage: Eukaryota; Metazoa; Nematoda; Chromadorea; Rhabditida; Aphelenchoididae
Source: the annotation of a GenBank genome assembly
AUGAGAGGCGGUUGGGUAACCUCGUCCGUGGUUCUCGCUUCAUUGGUGGUACUGAGUGGUGCGGUUUCUGGUUGGGACUUCAAUUCGUCACUUGAGGUCAAGCGGGACAGUUUCCAGGACUACUUCUUGUUGUACUCUGGGGAUGGUAAUGGGUCGAACGCACUUUUCGGGCAGUUUGUUUGUAGGUUUUUGAAAAUUUUUAAAAUUUUGAGGAAGACAAGAUACUGUAUUUUAGAUUUUAAAAAAGUUUUGCCAUUUUUUACUUUGUAAAGAAAGUUCUUGCCAUUUCUUGUUUUGUAAAGAAAGUCCUUGCCAUUUUUCAGUUUGUAAAGAAAGUUCUUGCCAAUUUGUAUAUGAAAAGUCAAAAGUAAGCCUUGCGCAACCUGCAAGUGACAAGUUAUACGAUGAAUAAAUUUUUUUUGUAAAAAAAGUUCUUGCCAUUUUUUGUUUUGUAAAGAAGGUUCUUGCCAUUUUGUAUUUCAGCCAACGGGGUAUGUCAGCAGCUGAUAGAGAUUGGACACUCGUCAGACAAGAAGGAAAAGUUUUAUUUGUACGCUCAGCCCAACUUCAAUCAACCGGAUCUCUUCAAUGCGGUCAUCGUCUUGGAUCAGAAGCAUGUGCAUAUCGUCGAGCAGAAGUAAGUUAUUUUAAAGCAACUUUAUCGUAAGGGGGCUUAUGGUACAUACCAUACAGUAAAAAAUGGUAUGUGAUAGCUUACAGUAUGUAGAAUACUUGUAGUAGGUACUAUACUGUAAGUAUGAUGUGUACCAUACUGUAAUUAACCUAACAAAUCAUAACUAAUUAUACCUACGAUGUCUUUACUUGUAAUAUCUAUUAAUAUACUAUCAUACCAUACUAUCAGAUAUACUAUCCAAUCUCUUUCAAUUUCAGUGGUACAGUAACCACCCUACCGUACUCGUCGGCCAAAGACCUGAUCUUUGAAAGUUUUUUCUACAAAAACUUUUUCGUCCUCAACGAGACUACAGUAAUCGUGGAAGAAAAGAAUGGUACCAACUCUUUAGAUGGUACGAGCCUUUUAGAAGGUGUCAUCUCUUCAGAUGGUACCAAUUCUUCAAACGGUACCAGUUCUUCGUACGUCAUGAAACGGCUGGAUGAUGUGGUGAGUGUCAUUGAAGAAAGGGAUAAUAUCAAAAAGUGUGUAAGUGGCCAAGUGGGACCACAAAAGACCUGUGUCAUAGAUGUCAGCACAGAGAACGACACAUUGGUAUGGCAGUAUCGUGCAAAAGAAAGCGGCAAUUAUCCUGUUACUUUCAAUGGAUGGACCUUCAGAUCGUGAGUUUUCAUGAAACUUUUAUUUUAGUCUUAAAAUGUUGCUUAGAAAGGUCAUUUUAGGCUGGAAAAUAUCACAUUAUAUUGAAAAUGUCAUUUUAAGGUUAAAAAUGUAACUUUAAACUUUAAAAUGACAGUUUAGGCUUAGAAAUAUCAUUUUAGGCUUAGAAAUCGCAUUUUACGCUUAAAAUGUCAUUUUAGGCUUAGAAAUGUCACCGUAGGCUUAUAAAUAUCAUUUUAGGCUUAAAAUGUCGUUUUAAGCUUAGAAAUAUCGUGUUAGGCUUAGAAAUAGCAGUUUAGGCUUAGAAACGUCUUUUUAGGCUUAAAAGUGCCGUUUUAGAUCUCAGGCUUGAAAAUACCAUUUUAGCCUGAAAUGUUGUUUUAGGCUUAGAAACGUUGUUUUAAGUUUAAAAAUGUGAUCUUAAGAUAAGAAAACCCAUUGUAGGCUUAUGAAUAUCACAUUAGGCUUAAAAAUUGCAUUUUUCAUUAAAUUUCAUUUUAGGCUUAACUGUUAUUUUAGGUUUGUGAACGGAACCGAUUAUGCACUGUGCAAUACGGAAACGGAAGAUUUCUUCUCUGAUCCGAAUGCCACUUUGAUUGAAUGUCCGCAAAGAGAUGGCAACUUACAGGUUCUGUCCUUCACUCCAUUGUUCAACGCUCAGGACCCUUUCUUUGUCAACUGUGAGUUUGAAAUUAAAAAAAUUUAAAUUUAAAAAAAAAAUUUUAAUUUUAAAAUUCCAGAUAGUGCACCAUUCCACUAUGUCUCGACUACGCCCGGCCCUACCAGUACCAGUGUUGAGACGACGACCGACGGCAACAGUACCGAACCACCAGUACCACCACAUACGGGCGGUACAACUGAAACAACUGGCAAUUAUACUGAAGUCACUGCCAACUAUACUGUAGUACCAACUACAGUACCAUCAAAUAAGACUGACGUACCAUCGAAUGUCACCGUGGUACCACCCGGACCAACCGAUCCUACUGGAGAGCCGACUAGUACUACCAAUGACCCUAGUGGUCCUACUGAGAAGCCAAGUGAUACUACGACUGGUAAACCUCAUCCAACUCAGCCCCCAGUCCCUCCCAAAACUCAUACGCCUGCACCGCCCGCAACUUCGACCGGUACCACUAGUACUGAAUACACUAGCGGACCAGUCGCCGCAGCUAUGGGCCACUUCCCAGCUCUUACUGCCAUCGCCGGUGUCGUCAUGUUGUUGGUUUGUGGAGUGUUGUAG